UUUGCACCAUAACCGGUUUUGAGGAGGUGGUGAGGCGCGGCAGCGGAUGGGAACAUACAGCAACAGCAAGAGCAACAGCAGCAGCAGCAGCAGCAGCGCCAAACUCACAAUGCGCCCGGAGUGAAAAGAGGCAGGGAGACAAUACAGAUCCGCGGGCACGCUGAGGAGCUGCAAUCUCUCAUCUGGGCUCUCUUUUUCUUUUCCAAACCUCUUCCACGUUGGCAUUCCCCUCCUCCAGGGCCAAUUUAUUGAUUGAUUGAUUGAUUGAAAGGAAAUUGACUUCGCAACGAGGGCGAGUGGUGUGAUCUCCAAACUCAGCUAUGACGUCUCCGGCGAAAUUCCGAAAGGACAAGGAGAUAGUGGCCGAAUAUGAAACUCAAGUCAAAGAGAUCCGUGCCCAGCUGGUGGAACAGCUCAAGUGUCUAGACCAGCAGUGUGAGCUGAGGGUGCAGCUGCUUCAGGAUCUGCAGGACUUCUUCAGGAAGAAGGCAGAGAUUGAGAUGGACUACAGCCGCAACCUGGAGAAGUUGGCUGAGAGGUUCCUCACCAAGACACGCAGUACCAAGGAUCAUCUUCUCAAGAAGGAGCAGAGCAUAUUAUCUCCAGUGAACUGCUGGAACCUCUUGCUUCUUCAGGUGAAGAGGGAGAGCCGCGACCACGCCACUCUGUCCGACCUCUACCUCAACAACAUCAUUCCCCGCUUUGCACAGAUCAGCGAGGACUCAGGACGCCUCUUCAAGAAGAGCAAAGAGGUCGGUGUACAGCUGCAGGAGGACCUGAUGAAAGUUCUUAAUGAGCUUUAUACGGUGAUGAAGACGUACCACAUGUACAACACGGACAGCAUCAAUGCCGAGUCCAAGCUGAAGGAGGCGGAGAAGCAGGAGGAGAAGCAGAUGGGACGCUCCGGUCGACAGGACGAUCGUCAGACACCACGCUCCCCUGACACCCUGGCCAGCAUCAAGACCGAAGAGAAACCCGUCCGACGCUCCAGUGUCAAAAAAAUUGAAAAGAUGAAGGAGAAGAGACAAGCUAAGUACACAGAGAACAAGCUGAAGGCCAUCAAGGCCAGGAAUGAGUACCUGCUAGCUCUUGAGGCCACCAACAGCUGUGUCUUCAAAUAUUACAUCCACGACCUCUCUGACAUCAUUGAUUGCUGUGACCUGGGCUACCAUGCCAGCCUGCAUCGAGCCCUGAGGACCUACUUAUCUGCAGAACAGAACGUAGAGACCUCCAAACACACCGGCCUGGAGACUCUGGAGGGAGCCGCAGAGAGUCUGGAGCCCAAUGGGGACAAACAGAAACUGAUGGAGACCUAUAACAACGUCUUCUGCCCACCAGCUCGGUUUGACUUCCAGUCCCACAUGGGAGACACGAUGGGAUUGAUGUGUGCACAGCAGCCGCUGGAAGGUGACCUGCUCCAGAGGUGUCAGCAGCUGCAGUCCCGUCUCUCCACACUCAAGAUUGAGAAUGAAGAGGUGAAGAAGACCAUGGAGGCCACUCUGUCCACCAUCCAAGACAUGGUGACAGUGGAGGACUACGAUGUCUCCGAAUGCUUCCACCACAGCAACAGCAUGGAGUCGGUCAAGUCCACUUUCAGUGAAUCCUAUCUCAGCAAGCCCAGCCUGGCCAAGCGACGGGCUAAUCAGCAGGAGACGGAGCAGUUUUACUUCACGAAGCUGAAAGAGUUUCUGGAAGGCAGGAACCUGAUCACCAAACUGGAGGCCAAGCAUGACCUCAUCCAGAAGACCCUGGGAGAGAGUCAGAAGACUGACUGUUGCCUUGCCAGUGGACGGAGAAACUCGACAGUACGGAAGCAGGACUCGGGUGAGGCCAUUCCUCUGAUGGUCGAGAGCUGCAUCCGCUUCAUCAGUCGCCAUGGUCUUCAGCAUGAGGGCAUCUUCAGAGUGUCAGGCUCUCAGGUGGAAGUCAAUGACAUCAAGAAUGCCUUUGAGAGAGGUGAGGACCCGCUGGCAGGGGACCAGAAUGACCACGACAUGGACUCCAUUGCUGGUGUCCUGAAGCUCUACUUUAGAGGACUGGAUCACGCCCUCUUCCCUAAAGAAGUCUUCCAUGACCUCAUAUCCUGUGUCUCGAUGGAGAGCCUCCAGGAGCGGGCAGUCCACAUUAAGAAAGUUCUGCAAUCUCUGCCGAGCAAAACUCUCAUCAUUAUGAGAUACCUGUUCGCCUUCCUCAACCACCUGUCUCAGUACAGCGAGGAGAACAUGAUGGACCCCUACAACCUGGCCAUCUGUUUCGGUCCCACCCUGAUGUCUGUCCCAGAGGGACACGACCAGGUCUCUUGCCAGGCUCACGUCAACGAACUCAUUAAAACGAUCAUCAUCCACCAUGACACCAUCUUCCCCGGACCACAGGACCUGCAGGGCCCCAUCUACACCAUCCCUGGAACUGGGGAUGACUUCUGUGACAGUCCGCACUGUGAGCCCCCCCUUGUGGAAGAGCCUGCGCCUGACACCGUCUCUGUCAGCCACAACAGCGAAGAUGGCUCCUUGGCUGUUUCAGAGUCCGACCCAAUCGAAGCCAUUGCUCGGUUCGACUACUCCGGACGGACAAGUCGGGAGCUGUCAUUCAAAAAGGGUGCCUCUCUGCUUCUGUACCAGCGAGCCUCUGACGACUGGUGGGAGGGACGACACAAUGGAGUGGAUGGACUGGUGCCACACCAGUAUAUUGUGGUCCAAGACACGUCUGAUGCGGGUAGGGGUAGUCCAAAGCCUGAUGUUGACUCCAGGGAUCUGCUGGAGGAGAGGGUCUCCACUAGAGGCAGUGCCGCCUCCCCUACUGGAGCUCAUGUGGCUGACAUCUACCUGGCCAACCUGAACAAGUUAAGGAAACGUCCAGAGUCUGGGAGCAUCCGAAGAACGUUCCGGAGCUCAGAGAGCGACGGUACCAGUCCAGGAGCCAGCGGAGGAGGAGGGGUGAGAACAGCUUCUCUUCCUGUCGGGGGGGCUCUGGUGAAAGAAACUGGAGACAAACGACCCGUCAGUGCUCAUAGCAUCCUCAACUCAGUCACCCGCCACUCCUCUCUCAAGACCAAGGUAGAGAGUCCGCAGUUAAGGAAGACGACUACAGCAGGGCGCUCUAAGAGCUUCAGUAACCACAGACCACUGGACCCAGAGGUCAUCGCCCAGGUGGAGCACAGCUCACAGGACAUCGAGGCAGCAAUGAGCUCUGCCCUAGGUGAGCUUAGUAAGUCAGAGAGACAGAGCACCUCCAAACAUACACACACCCCUGAUGUGGUCCUGGACACACUGGAGCAGCUGAAAGGUGUGGGUGGCGGUGGAGGAGGAGGAGCAUCAGAGCCCUCCAGUCCACUCCACUCCCGUCUAUUGCGGGACAGUGAGGGGGGCUCGUCACAUACUCACCCACUACAGCGCAGCGCUUCCUCUGCUAGCGAUGUACCCUCCUCCUUCCGCCCCGCCAAGAGCCAGCCGCGGAGCCCCCUGCCCUCUGCCACAUCCCCCUCCCUGUCCUCCUCCUCCCUCUCCUCUUCUGUACCUUCCUUUAGAGAGCUGCGCCCCCCGGCAACAAGACCCAAGCCUGUGGUGUUCCCAAAGAGCGGAGGAGGGGGUGGCAGCCCAGCAAUGGGCUCCCCAACCUCCACUGUUCCCCCUACACCUCCACCUCCACCUGCAGGCCACACACACUCUCUCCCUCACACUCCUCCUCCUCCACCUCCACCCCAGCCUAACGACAAAUCCUGCCCGGCUUAAUUCCCCCUCAAUCUGAACCACAAUACUGAUCCUUACAAACUUUUCUACCAGGUGCCAGAAGCACUUCAUUUGUUUCACAUAAGAGCCCUAACCCACUACUCAUGUGUAGCAUUCACUUCCUGGUGUCCAGGCGAGUUAUUAAGACGCCAUGUUCCCUUUAGAGUUUUUCCUGCCCUCUACUGGCAGUUUUUAACUGUCACAAGGUGUAGGUUAGUGAACACCCUUCAGAGACACUUCUUUUUCUUCGCCACCACUGAGAUUCCAGUGAUCACUGGAUUUUAAAAUCUUUUACAAGGGAACAGGACUCAGGAUGGACACCGACAGGCCUACAGCACCUGGAGCUUACAUACACUAGUUUGUGAUGUUUGAAAUUGUGUUUGAGUGGGCGUGCAAGAGUGUUACUUGCCUUUACACACAGAUCUAUGUGAGGAACAAAAAGCACUGUUUGAUUUUGUAUAGUAGACAUGACAGUUUCUUUUUUCCUUUUUAAUGACCCCAUGACUAGCAGACUGGAAAGGAGUGUUUGAUUCCCUAAGAAUAGACUGUGAAAUGCUAAGCUCUCGCUCUGUGCAGAAAUUAAACACACUGACUUGCUGCUCCAGAAGUGGAAGAUAUAAAGGUAGACGUUUUGGAUGAUGAAAGGAAAGAAAACUGGGCCAAAUAUCAGUGUAAAUCAUGUGAUCAAGAGUUUUAUUUUAUCUCUUCCUACAGUGUUUGAUAUGUUGGUGAUAAGAGGAGCAGUCUCAUCCAAUAUACUUCACAUGGCCAAAAGUAAUUCUAAAUACAUAUAUAGCAAUAAAAAAUAAUGAAAGCUGGUAGUGUGAAGCAUUCUGCUGCUUCUCUCCUGCAGCUCUAUUAUGUGUGUAGGGGACCACUGAAACCCAGCAUUUUUAUAUGUAAUGUUGGACUGUACACACACACACACACACACGUUUUCCAAAUCUGUGUGUGGUGGUGUUUUGUGGCAGCUAAAAGCCUUUCAGGUUUACCUUGCAUGCUGGGGCCACAGACAGCAGCUACAAUGGCAAGCUGGCUGAUUGCAUCAGUUUAUGUAUCUGCAGUACCCGCUAUACAUCAACUUCAAACAAAGCUACAGCUUGCUCCUUUAAAUAUAUACUUAAAACUUAACAGUAAAAAGGGGGUUUUAUUAUUCUAAUGGUGUGUAUGUAUGUUUAUUAAUCAUGAUAACUGGAAGCAUGGAGCUGAGGAUCCUCCUGAGUGUGUUUUAAAUAGAAGCACAACCAACCACCUCAUCCAAUGCGCUCUUAAGCAAAGUUUGCUUUAUUACUUUUUUCCCCAGGUGUUUAUUAAUGCUCAGAAUCUGUUAUGGUAAAAUGUGGAACUGUGUAGCAGUCUGGGUGUGUGUGUGUGUGUGUGUGUGUGUGUGUGCGUGCGUGUGUGUGUGUGUGUGUGCACGCGCCUGUUCUGAUCAUGUGUGGAUGUAGAGUAUGUAUGCGCCUCACCCCACCCUUGCCCACUCAUCAUAAAGGGAUGCCACCCAACAGCAACAGCUGUCUGCAGACACACAGGAAGUGUUCUGGAGUACCACCCGCCUGAAUAAAUAUGCACUCUGUACAUGCGAUUGGGUAAAAAGCCUGCAGGGAUACAUGAAAUGUUGCCCUCAGUCACUGCUGUAACACCAGUGGCAGACCAGCUCCAAGUACAAAGAAGAAGAAGGAACCCAAAUCCAAGGACUUAAACUUUUCUUUCUUCUGAUAUUAUUUUAUAAAAUGUAUCUUUGCAAAAUUUGAUCUGAUGAUGAAUUGUGGAAUAAGUGAAUAAUUUUUCAAAUAUGGACUUCAAAUGUGGAGAUAUGUAAUUCAGGAUAAACUGAAUAAAGACUUUUUCACUGUAUUUCACUUUCUUGAGAAAGUAACUAAUUUUACCCCGGUGUCCUCAUAUUCCCUUCUAUCACACCUUUCCCCUUCUCCACAACUGUUUCCCCAAAAGUACAACACGUACUGUCCUCAUAUAUUCUCUUUACCCAGUAAUGCAUUAGAAUUUUUAAGGUUUUCGUUUUAAUUUCUGUAUACUGUUUGUGUAUUUUAUGUUGCUCUUACCUCAUCAUGACAACUGGAGGGACUGUGACUGUGUGAGUGUUUGUGGUGAGAGAUUAACUCACCUUACCAACACGCACACUCUCGCACAUACGGACAUGCAUGUGGGUGGUUGGUGUGUGUUGUCUUGGCUGUGCUGUCAAGAGGAGCUCGGACCCUCUGCGAUCUCAAAUCAAUCAUCAUGCACUUGAACAACUUGGCUUGCGUGUGGACUAACUGUGUGGGGAUGAUUUGUCAGAACUGAGUAUUGUUAAAUAUGCAUUUUUGUGUCCAUUUGAAAACUGAACUAAAAAAAAGACUGUAAUGUCAAAUCUAUUUAUAGUUGUCUCUGUAUUACUGGAGAAUCCUGUGUUCAGAUGUACUUUGUAUAUACAAUGUUGUACAUUACAGAGGUACACUCUUUUUUUGGUACAAUAUUGUACAGUAAUAGCAAUAGUAGUUUAAUCAAAUAGGCCUUAUAUAAU
This is a messenger RNA of Xiphias gladius (swordfish), 6249 nucleotides long. RefSeq names its product SLIT-ROBO Rho GTPase activating protein 2 (gene srgap2). The record is from RefSeq and is a predicted model, not a curated record. The transcript has 23 exons. NCBI's taxonomy places the organism in Eukaryota, Metazoa, Chordata, Actinopteri, Istiophoriformes, Xiphiidae. Gene Ontology annotation, molecular function: protein binding. Gene Ontology annotation, biological process: signal transduction; negative regulation of cell migration. The coding region runs from base 321 to 3728 and encodes 1135 amino acids. Gene Ontology annotation, cellular component: cytoplasm.